AUGCAAGCCAGGGUUUUUCUUUUGAAUGAUGAAUCGAAUAUACUCAGAAGAGACGACCAAUGGUUCGUGUUUUUUCGUCCAGAGAGGAUUGCGCAAAAGAAUUUUAACGGGAAAAGACCUCGGAGAGAUGUGCAUGCAUCAGAGGGAGAUGGUUUCUGGAGAUCUAUUGCAAGUGAAAAACCUGUUAGGGACUAUCAUGGUCGAGUGAUAGGGUUUUUGAACGUGUUGAAUUUUUAUGAGUAUCUGGGUAGAAACAAUGAUUAUAGGAAGAAGAGUAGAACGGAUGGAUUUAGAAAAACGGAUUGGAUUAUGUAUGAGUAUCGAUUGAAUCGAGAUAUGUUUAAAGAAUGGGUUAUUUGUAAGCUUAGAAGAACUGGCUGGAAAGGUGACUCUCCGACGGCAACAACGGAAGACGACGAAGCUGACUUGGUGCAAGAAAUAGAUAACAUGAUAUCGUUUUCGAACAUAUUUCAUUCUUUGUUGAAUUCUUCUUUCAUAUAUGCAAUGAAAUUUGUUCAUGCAAAGUGUAACUUGUAA
Molecule: messenger RNA, 537 nt
Organism: Hibiscus syriacus
Lineage: Eukaryota; Viridiplantae; Streptophyta; Magnoliopsida; Malvales; Malvaceae
Product: NAC domain-containing protein 2-like
Exons: 1
Coding region: 1-537 (178 amino acids)
Biological process (GO): regulation of DNA-templated transcription
Molecular function (GO): DNA binding
Source: RefSeq, a predicted model, not a curated record